AUGAAACCAUUUUUACUUUUCUUUGGGAUUAUCCCUCUCGCUUUUGCUAGCAUCAAUGACAGAAAAGAUGAAUGCAGGCUACCCAAAGUUGAGGGCCCUAUUAGUGGUGGCCAAAAAGGUUAUCCAUUCGCCAGCUUCUAUGGAAAUAUUAGCGAGAUCGGCUAUAUCGAGGAGGAAUUCUUCUUGACUGGAAACGCAAAGGAGUACGAGCAAAUUGGCGAUUUAGGUUUGGACGGCAAAUGGGACUUAAAGCCUACCAAGAGCAGCUAUUAUAAGACUCGAAUUCUUGUACGCAGGCCAAAAAACCAUUCCCGAUUCAGCGGUGUCGCCCUUUUAGAGUGGAUUAACGUGUCGUUCGGCUACGAAGUAACUUUUGGCGGAGAUGCUCCUGGAAUUUACCAAAACGGAUCUGUCUAUGUCCUUGUAUCUGCACAACGAGUUGGGGUCUCAGGACUUGAUAUCCCAAAUCCGCAAGGCCUUCAUCAGUGGGACCCAGAUCGUUAUGGUUCUUUAACCAUACCCAAUGACACCGUCAGCUAUGAUAUAUAUACCCAAGUUGCAAGGAUUAUCAAAUCACCCCAAGGGCAAGCAAAAGUGCUGGGAGGUUUAUCUCCUGAUAUUGUCGUUGCAGUUGGUGGCUCACAGUCUGGUUCCCGUGUCCUUGCCUACACCAACGGCAUACAACCUCUCACAAAUGUCUUCGACGCCACUAUGCCCUACUAUCUGCCGGACAAGCAGCCACCUUCUCUACUGAUCACACAUCCGCUGCAGAGCAAGCCCCGACGGUUUCGGCCAUGUGAAUUGGAAGCGUCAUAUACCAUACUUUUUGGUACCCGCCAGCCUGAUACCGCAUAUUUUCGCUAUUGGGAAGUUGCUGGAGCUUCGCAUGUCAACGUGCCCUUAUACGAAACCCUUCUGUUGACGCUAAAUCGAGAUGGAGUUGUACCUCCAGAGCAGCUCUCUUUGAAUUGGAGUCAGGUGAACUGGCUUCCAGUUGUGGAUGCCGCAUUCCGUUUACUUCCAGCUUGGAUUAAACACCACAGCCCACCUUCGCCCAUGCCAUUGAUCGAGGGAUUUCUCAACGGUACUAUACCAAUACUGAACAGAGCAGCUGAUGGAAAUGUUAUUGGUGGAGUUCGCCUCCCAGAGAUUACUGUUCCAAUUGCGCAGUAUGUGGGCCUUGUUGGUAUAGGCCUGAAUGGAGCCACAAACGCAUAUAGCGAAGAGAAACUGAAGGACUUGUAUCACACACACGAAGACUACGUAAAGCGGGUGGUGGGAGCAUCCAUUAAGGCAUACGGGAAAGGAAUCAUUCUGGAUUAUCAAGUUGCAAUUGAGGUGCAACGGGCUACAGCUGCUCAUGUCCCACACUAG
Molecule: messenger RNA, 1374 nt
Organism: Trichoderma virens Gv29-8
Lineage: Eukaryota; Fungi; Ascomycota; Sordariomycetes; Hypocreales; Hypocreaceae
Exons: 2
Coding region: 1-1374 (457 amino acids)
Source: RefSeq, a predicted model, not a curated record